Messenger RNA from Owenia fusiformis, 993 nucleotides. NCBI's taxonomy places the organism in Eukaryota, Metazoa, Annelida, Polychaeta, Sabellida, Oweniidae. The record is from the annotation of a GenBank genome assembly.
CCACGCUACCACAACGAGUUGAGGGGAUGUUACAGAUACAAUAGAAUUUUUUCAUAAUUUACAAUGGAGAAGUUCGAAAACAUGAAUGCAAAAAUAUGCGAUUUAUAUAAACCGACUUUAAGUCAAGAUGAUGUGUUGAAUGCCUAUGGAAAGUGGAGCGAAGGCGGGAAAUACGACAAGGAAUUGCCUCUUGGUGUCUACAAUGGUCCACGUUAUGCAGCUGAAGCUGUUAACAUGUACAUUCCUAACAAAGACGCCAGAAUAAUUGAUGUUGCGGCUGGAACUGGUAAAGUAGCUGAAGAGCUGCAGAAAUUAGGCUUCAUGAACUUAGAUGCCUUGGAUCCGUCAACUAGGAUGCUUAAGAUAGCUAGGGAGAAGCAGCUGUAUAAAAAUCAUAUUCCUGCUUUUAUCCUAGAAACAGGGACCCCCAUUCUUGAUGAUGAGUAUGAUGGAUUAGUGACAUCAGGAGGGAUGGGCGAUGGGCAUAUUCCUCCGAAGGCAAUGCACGAAAUGGCAAGAGUGGUGAAGCCAGGUGGAGUUAUAUGCCUUGUCAUGAGAGAGGAAUUCCUCACGAGUGCAGAGAGCUAUAAGAGUAAUGCAUUGGAGCAUGAAAUGCUUGACAUGGAAAAACGUAAAAUAUGGAUCCAAAUAGCUAGAAAUGUGGUGCAGGGAUAUGUAGUAAACAGGACCGGAGUUGUGUUUGCCUUCAAAGUACUUUGAGAUGGUCGAAUUAUCAUAGAAAUGCUCUAUUGUAAUAAAGUGAAUGUAGCGUUUUAGAUGUGAUUGCAAUUUUGAAUUAAAAAAUGUAAAUAUCAUCUUCCUCAAAUAUGAAUUUCUUUGUAUUGAAAUAAACAUGAAGAAAAAAUUAGUCUGCCCUAUAGUUCUGAAUGGUGAUAAUGCAAAGGCAAAGAAAAAAACAAAUCAAUAUCUUGUCCAUUGUUGGACAAGCUUGUCAGUCAAUAGUUCUGAAUAAUCAUGUAUAUUUACAUAUAA